Molecule: messenger RNA, 1272 nt
Organism: Hyalella azteca
Lineage: Eukaryota; Metazoa; Arthropoda; Malacostraca; Amphipoda; Hyalellidae
Exons: 8
Coding region: 1-1272 (423 amino acids)
Source: RefSeq, a predicted model, not a curated record
AUGAAGGAGUAUGUUGUCACAAUUAAGGAACAUGAACAUGCCGCGCUUUGGUCGGCCAACCACGUCGCUGCCAUUACCGCCCUCAGAGACUCAGAACCCUUCUGGACGGUCCUCGUGACACCCCUCAACAGCUCAGAGCCUGGCGAGGAGACAGACAGCGUGCUGGAGCAGACGCUGCGCCUGAUAGCGCUGGAACAUUUCCAUGCUGCGCGCCACGCCAACAAGAAGCGCGCCCACGGCCUGGCUGAAGCCCUCGCGUCCGCCUUCUCCACCAACUGGAAGAACUUGAACCAACACAUGGUGGGCUGGGUGGGUGAUGACAGCAGUUGCCAGCAGGGCGUGACGAGGCUGCGGUGCUGGAGAGACCUGCUGGUGGUGCUGUUCAGCGAGUACCCGCACUGCAUACCUGAUCUUGAGGCGCGGGAGCUGUGUGAGCUGACCAUGACAUCGCUGACGUCAUGCCUCGGCUCUCCAGAGGAGCCGCUGCUCAGGGCUGCUGCUCACCUUCUCGCUGAUCUUCUGCUGACACUUGCCAGCUAUCGUCCUGGGCUUGGCAGCGGUGUCUGGUACUGGGAGGCCAUUGGCCGCGUGCUUGAGGCCCUGAGAGCCUCCCUCCUGCAGACACCUGCACCCACACAGGUGCGUCUGCUCUCUGCCCUCCUGCUGCACCUGCAGCAGCUGCUGCACCUGCAGCAGCUGCAGCACCUGCAGCAGCUGCAGCACCUGCAGCAGCUGCACGACCGUCCUCCUGCGUCCUCUGCUGAUGGUGACAAGCACCGCAGUGCUCAAGAUUUGAGCGGCUCUGUCUUGGAUGCUGCUCGAGCCAUCGUGGAGCAGCACUGCAGCCUCGCCAGCCCUGCAGCAAACGAAGCUUUCUGCAGUAAUGCUGUGGUGCUGCAAGUGGCGUGCUCGGUGCUGCACACAAUUCUGCUGCUGCAGCCUGACGCAGCUGUCGACGAGAUGCUGCGCUCGUCACACGUGCUGACGGCGGCGCUGCUGCACGCGGCUGACGUCCAUAUACGUACCGGAGGGGCAAGCACGUCAGUUUUGUCAGCAGCAAGUCAGUCCUCCAGUGCCUCGGUUGUGUCAGUGUCAGGAGCAGAAGUCAGCAGCAGUGGCAGCAGUUCAGUUGUCAGCAUUUUAAGCCGCUUGCUGACAAGACUCGCCUGCAGUGAAGCUUCCGCUCCGCUGCUAAACACCGGACAACUUUCUACUUCCGUUGCGCUCGCUGCGACCGCACUGACGGUUUGUGACAUUUCAGCUGCUAGAUAA